AUGUCUGUCAACAAGCGCAACCGCAACAGCUUCGGCAAUAAACGCCCCUCAAAAGCAGAAACAGCAGCAAGAAAGAAGCCUUCUAUUUUGGAGGGUCUCAAUCCCCCAAACGCGGCGGGUGUUCAACAGCUAGUCGCUCUCAUGAGGAGAGACAGAAACCGACCAUUCUCUGUUCGGCCCGAGCUUCGGACGUUGUUAAAGAAGGUGCAAGCCGAGGUCAAGUGGGUCAGAGAGCAGCAGCAGCAACAGCAACGGCGCAAGGGGCAGGAGAAAUGCCUGCGAGAGAGGCUGCAGGAAGCAACAGCAGAGGAGCGAUAUUGCAGCAGACUGGCAGCAGAGGCAGAAGCAGCAAAUAAAGCAUUUGAUGAGCGAACCAAGGCUCCAGUAGCAGAAACAGCAACUGAGAAGGAGGCGUUGAUUGCAACAGCAAGACGAGCAAUAGAGGAGGAGAGGUUGAACAGGGCGCGCGACAGGGCAACAGAUGCAGCAACAGUAAAAAACCACCCCAGGCGGCCUUGGACUCCUUUUUAA
Messenger RNA from Cladophialophora immunda, 531 nucleotides. RefSeq lists its product as uncharacterized. NCBI's taxonomy places the organism in Eukaryota, Fungi, Ascomycota, Eurotiomycetes, Chaetothyriales, Herpotrichiellaceae. The transcript has a single exon. The record is from RefSeq and is a predicted model, not a curated record. The coding region runs from base 1 to 531 and encodes 176 amino acids.